GGAGGCGCUACAGUUUACUGUGGGUUAAUGUGACGGGAGGAACAGAAUGGACAACAUGCUGCAGUUCAUGAAGCUAGUAGGGCAGCUGAAGCGCGUGCCACGCACCGGCUGGGUGUACAGGAACGUGCAGUGUCCUGAGAGCGUUUCAGACCACAUGUAUAGGAUGGCAGUGAUGGCAUUAACAGUGCAGGACACCAGUGUAAACAGAGAGAGGUGCAUGAAGCUUGCCUUAGUCCACGACUUAGCCGAGUGUAUUGUGGGGGACAUCGCUCCAGCCGAUAAUGUCAGCAAAGCAGAGAAACACAGACGAGAAAAGGAGGCGAUGGUUCGCAUUACUGGUCUGUUGAGUGAAGAGCUUCGUAAAGAGUUUUACCAACUGUGGGAGGAGUAUGAGACCCAGUCCAGUUCUGAGGCCAGGCUGGUGAAGGAGUUAGACCAGCUUGAGAUGAUUCUACAGGCCCAUGAAUAUGAGGAGCUGGAGGGAAAGCCGGGCAGACUGCAAGAAUUCUUCACCUCCACUGAAGGCCGAUUUCGUCACCCAGAAGUGCUGGCACUUGUAAAGAGUUUGAACGAGGAGCGAGCUCGCAACAUUGCUGGAGCAGGAGAGUCCAGCUCAGAGAAGAAAACAGAGCUGAACUGCCACACAAAACCAAACCCAUCAUGACCCCAGCAGAAGAGUGACACUACAGCUAAUCAGUGUUAAAUUUCAUGAUGUACUAUAUCACUUUUUUUGGUAAUUUAUAUUACUUUUUACUUUUGGUAAUUAUUAAUUACCACCCACAACAAAAAAAAGAUAUGAGUGAAGUUUGUCCCUGGUCCUGUAAAGUGUGAUUGGCAUUAGUCUCUGGUUAAAAAAUUCAGGAAUUUCAUGUUGCAUCCCUGCUAUCCUCUUUCUCCUUAACUUCCUAAAUUUGUUUUACCAGAAGUGUUUUUAUAUUUUGGCUUAGAUUAUACCCCCAAAUAUUCUAAACAGUUCUACUGAACUGUGUUCCUGAAACUAUGUUCAAGUGUUUGAAACUGUGUUAACGAAACUGUACAGUACUGUAAAAAGUCUUAGGCUAUUUGAGAAAAUAUGUGAAGCUGUUUAUCUGUGCAGUUUGUUGAUAUCCAUCUUUCUAUCCAUCUAUCUGUCCAAGACUUUUGCCCAGUACUGGAAUAUAGUAUAUCAUACUUUUUCCCCUAACUGACUGUUGUAUGGAGGAGAAAUUGCAAUAUCUACCUCAUACACAGACUUGGAAAAUGUACGUAAACAUAACUGUAUUUGAAUUUCUUUUCCUGAUGGUGUGCUUAAACAGAAGUCCUGUGGUUUGGCAAAGUGGGUAUGACUCAACAUGCACUUACUGCCAUGACUGAUAAAUUGUGAUGCAGCUUCCUGUUUAUUUACUGUCUCAGCAGAUUUAGGCCUUAUCCAGGCACUUUUUGAGAAUGAGUAGUUGCACAUGCUCAUUAUCCAUCCACUCUUUCAGAUUUUGAGCUGGUUAUAGAACUGUGUACUGUACUAUACAAUUCAUAGCAUUUCAGAUGAGCAAGCAUCAAUCUAAAGGUUUUUUGGUUAAUCUUACUUUUUGUUUUGGGUUGUUUUGGCCAAAAAUAUGGCAAUAAACACAUGAAAAGUU
Molecule: messenger RNA, 1616 nt
Organism: Colossoma macropomum (tambaqui)
Lineage: Eukaryota; Metazoa; Chordata; Actinopteri; Characiformes; Serrasalmidae
Gene: hddc2
Product: HD domain containing 2
Exons: 6
Coding region: 47-664 (205 amino acids)
Cellular component (GO): cytoplasm
Molecular function (GO): 5'-deoxynucleotidase activity
Source: RefSeq, a predicted model, not a curated record